UAACAGUGGGCUUCUGGGGGAGGUAUCAGAGAGUGCAAGACCAAAAGAGAGGGAGGGAGGGAAAGAGAGAGAGAGGUGUAGAUGAAUCUUUCUGUAACUUGUGUGCAACUGAUGAUUUUCCUUCUGCUCUCUUCACACUCACACACUUCUCUUUGGAGAGCCACUGGGAUGUGACAGUAAAUCAGAGAGAAGAUGAUUCAAAGACUCACCGGGAAGGACUCAGUGAAACAGAAUGCGAGCUGGAUGCCACAUAAAUGAGUGAAACUGGGGAACUAUGAGCCAUAAAGCGUGACUGCUUCAGUUUGGCCUCUGCAGAGCUAGACUCAAACAGGGAAGGCUGGUGGAGACGCACACAGCACAAUCUUCAGGAGAGCUUUGAGAAAGCUUUUGCACUUCUGAUGGAUAUCCACGCUGCUUCUCUACAUCUGGAGCUCUGAGUCUUGGCCGAUCUCUGACCUGCGGCUUGACCUUUGACCUCUGGGUGACCUCUCAAGGAAUCACAGCAAUAAAACGUGACUCGGAACUCCAGAUCUACAGGAUGUUCUGGAAGCUGGCAAUACCUGCCAUUUUGGCAUGGACCCUUUUUGUUUCGACAGAGACCAAGAAGCCACGGCCCCAGGGUUCCAUCCCCUCCCCUUACAAGCUAAAAGGCAAUGAUUUGUCAUCACCAUCCCACACACUAGCAUCACUGCCCCAGCACACAUCAGCACGACGACAGAAAGGCAAACAUGACAUGCUGUCGUCGAGUCGCGAGGCCCUGGUGGUCACCGAGAGGAAGUACCUGAAGAGCGACUGGUGCAAAACACAGCCGUUACGUCAAACAGUGAGCCUGGAGGGGUGCCUGAGCCGAACCGUCAUCAACAGGUUCUGCUACGGCCAGUGUAACUCCUUCUACAUCCCCCGCCACCUGACAUCUCAAACCUCGCAUCGAAGUCGAAAAACAGCAUCCAUGCCAGACCACAACACUUCAUUCCAGUCCUGUGCUUUCUGUCGGCCCAGCCGAAUAACCACGGUCACCGUACGGCUUCACUGUCCUGGGCUCCAGCCACCGUACCGGCAACGGAAAGUGCAGCGAAUCAAGCAGUGCAAAUGUGUGUCUGUUAACGUCAAUGCUGCAUACUGAGAAGGCACCCAAAUGAAAAAAUGCAUCAAAAUCCUUUUGGAAAAACUGGGGCCGCCCAACAAUCAAUGUGUGAAACCUGCCAAAGACAACAGCUAAUCAGAAGACUGGCCACCUUCAUUAUGUCUGGACUGUGCCACAGAAUGAAUUCUUAAUAGCUGCCGAGCAGCGAUGGAACACAAAGCUGGAUUUUUCUUCUUUUUUGACAAAUAUAAUGAAGCUGAGAGUACAAUUGCAUACAAGACUGAAACAGUAAAUAACACUCAUGUGUUUUAAAUGAACAGUGUUUGACCUUUGACCUCUUGAAAGCUUUUCUUUAGCAAAACAUGGAGUGUCUGUAUUCCAGCGAUCUCCUGCUUUACCUCAGCAAUGCUGAUUCUCUAUAGAGUGCAACAGUCAGGGUUCCGGAAGUAAAAAUCCCAUGUUUUUUCUCCAUUUGGGAACUGAUUUAACUCAUUUUAAUUCAUAACUUACAAACAAGAGAAAGACCUGAUGUUGUUAAUAGAUGGUAUCUGCCUCAGUUGAAGCCAUAACCCUGUAUUAGCUCAACUCAUUUUUGUAAAUAAUUAUGUUAAAUGUUUGAAUUCCUGAUGAAAAACUACAUUACCCAUCAUUCUGCAAAAACCAUUCAGAAAAGAGCUGGCCACUGCAAAUUGUGUAUUUUUAUUGUAAAUUGUAUAUUUUACAAAACAACUGAAUAUAUAAUUUCUAUAUAUAAUCAACAUCUUUAAAUCAAUAGUUUUAUAUUUAUACAUAGUUUUAAUUUUGAUUAUGUCAUUGGGAUUGUAGUUCUUUUUCUCAUUAAAAUUAAGUGCACAGCCUUGUAGUUUUGCCUUUUUCAAAUGUUUUUUUUUUUUUUUUCAUUUUGUAAUGUUGUGAUUCACCUCUUAGCUGUUGGUUUAACUCUUUAACAAAAAUGUUUUAAAAAUCCCUCAAUGAAAAAUGAAUGGGAGAAAUACUUUCGGAAUCAAGGCUCCUGAAAUAUUGGGAGGGCACUGUUGCACUCUAUUACUCUUGAUACUUGAGAACAGUGGAAGCGGUCUGACCACCAUCUAUCUUCACCAUCUUGUCUUACCUACCCAGCCGUUGUAUAUAUCAGCGCUAAUGAAGGACAGGAGAAGACAUGAAAGGAUGCUGGGUGACUG
This is a messenger RNA of Onychostoma macrolepis, 2265 nucleotides long. RefSeq names its product gremlin 2, DAN family BMP antagonist a (gene grem2a). Gene Ontology annotation, molecular function: receptor ligand activity; BMP binding. NCBI's taxonomy places the organism in Eukaryota, Metazoa, Chordata, Actinopteri, Cypriniformes, Cyprinidae. The transcript has 2 exons. The record is from RefSeq and is a predicted model, not a curated record. Gene Ontology annotation, biological process: animal organ morphogenesis. The coding region runs from base 539 to 1123 and encodes 194 amino acids.